UCCUUUUGCUGGGGUGUGGAGGGAGCAGAUAUUCUGGGAAACCUUUGCCAGCACUCAGCUGGGAUACUUGGUUCUUUUUAUGUUUUUUCAACAGAAUUUAAAAAGGAGAAAUCUCAGAACUCUUGAUGUGAGACAAGUUCAGUUUUCCAGCUCUUUGCAAAAGUUUCUGUGAUAAUGUUCUUGGUGUGCCACCGCUCGUCCUCCCUGGAUCCAGUUUCCUCUCCGUCUCAGCUCAGCCGGAGCUGAUAAAGCGGGAUCUGGUACCAAUCGUUCUGAGGGGAUCAUCUUCAAGGAAUCUUCAACAGGAAGGAUCUGCUUUCUUCCUGCCUUGAUGAAACUGCAUGGCCUAAGCGAAUGAAUAUUUUCACAUUGCGCAUUGCACCAGAAAUGGGCCAGGACCAAACCAAGCAACAGAUAGAGAAGGGCCUGAAGUUAUAUCAGUCUAAUCAGACGGACAAAGCCCUGCAUGUUUGGACAAAAGUUCUGGAAAAGACCUCGGAUCCUGGAGGGAAGUUUCGAGUGCUGGGUUGCUUGAUCACAGCCCACUCAGAAAUGGGAAAGUACAAAGAUAUGCUCAAGUACGCCCUGGAACAGAUUGACACGGCUCGUGAAAUGGAGGACCCAGAUUACCUAACUGAAGGCUACCUGAACUUGGCCCGUAGCAACGAGAAGCUGUGCGACUUCCAGAAGACGGUGUCCUACUGCAAGACCUGCUUAAACAUGCAGGGCACCACUGUCAGCCUGCAGCUUAACGGCCAAGUGUGUCUGAGCAUGGGCAAUGCCUAUCUGGGGCUCAGCGUGUUCCAGAAGGCCCUGGAGAGCUACGAGAAGGCCCUGCGCUAUGCACACAACAACGAUGACAAGAUGCUGGAGUGCAGAGUCUGCUGCAGUCUGGGAAACAUCUAUGUUCAUCUGAAGGACUACGAGAAAGCCCUGUUCUUCCCCUGCAAGGCAGCUGAGCUCGUCAACGACUACGGUAAAAGCUGGAGCCUCAAGUAUCGCGCCAUGAGCCAGUUUCACAUGUCUGUGGCCUACAGGAAGCUGGAGCGUCUGGCAGACGCCAUGGAGUGCUGCGAGGAAUCCAUGAAGAUUGCCCUGCAACAUGGCGACCGGCCUCUUCAAGCUCUGUGCUUGCUAAACUUUGCAGACAUACACCGCUGCAGGCAUGAUGUCAAUAAAGCAUUCCCUCGUUAUGAGUCAGCACUGGGCAUUAUGACCGAGAUUGGAAACCGUCUUGGUCAAGCGCACGUCUACUUGGGUGUCGCAAAAUGUUGGCUUCUGCAGAAAGAAUUUGACAAGGCUCUUGAAUCUUUGGAGCGAGCACAGGAACUGGCAGAUGGAAUGGGAAACAAGCUGUGCACCCUGAAGGUACACUGCCUUCGUGAAGGCAUCUACCGAAACAACAAGCAACAGGAGGAGCUCCGAGAGCAGGUGGUGAAGUUCCUGCAGUGUGUCGAGGAGCUGGAGCUCUACUGUGGCAUGUGUGGGGAGUCCAUCGGGGACAGGGACCAAAAGCUGCAGGCGUUACCCUGUUCCCACAUUUUCCAUCUCAAGUAG
This is a messenger RNA of Cyprinodon variegatus (sheepshead minnow), 1557 nucleotides long. It is a transcript of the gene rapsn, whose product is annotated as receptor associated protein of the synapse. Bases 355 to 1557 code for a protein of 400 amino acids. Gene Ontology annotation, cellular component: synapse. NCBI's taxonomy places the organism in Eukaryota, Metazoa, Chordata, Actinopteri, Cyprinodontiformes, Cyprinodontidae. Gene Ontology annotation, molecular function: protein-membrane adaptor activity; acetylcholine receptor binding. The transcript is spliced from 7 exons. Gene Ontology annotation, biological process: chemical synaptic transmission. The record is from RefSeq and is a predicted model, not a curated record.